Molecule: messenger RNA, 2340 nt
Organism: Neoarthrinium moseri
Lineage: Eukaryota; Fungi; Ascomycota; Sordariomycetes; Amphisphaeriales; Apiosporaceae
Exons: 1
Coding region: 1-2340 (779 amino acids)
Biological process (GO): cellular response to pH
Cellular component (GO): plasma membrane
Source: RefSeq, a predicted model, not a curated record
AUGAAGGCGCCACGGCACUCGAGCGCGACCGCGGCCGUCGCGCCCAGGUCAGACGGCGACCUCAGCUGCUCGUCCAUCAACCUACCCGUCGACGGCGUCCUGACCCUGAGCGAUGGCCAGGUCAUCAAGCUGACUGCCGACGCUUCCUUCCAGCCCUCCUGCGCCGAUGCUCUGCAGGCCAAGCCUGUCAUCAUUGGAAACACGGGCGUCACCAUCGACCAAACCGUGGCACCCGCCACCGGGUCUUCCUCGACGUCUUCCUCGUCUUCUGGCUCUGGCAUUCAGCUCUCGGAUUUUCGCGACCCCUUCUACGCCUCUACGUUUCCGCAAUGCUACGCGCUUGCGGCCACCACCAUCAUCGCCUACACGCUGGUCAUUAUGCUCUUCAUUGCGCCGAGAUCCUUUCUUGACGGUGGCGUCGUUGUGCUAGGACGUCGCGGAUUCACAAAUGGACCUUCGAACGGUGUUAGCAUCGGAGGACGGCCGUGGCUUCAGAAGGUUGCUGCCUUGACGGUUGCCAUCUCUCUGACGAUCGCCACGGCCGAUACUUUCCGCGUGGCUGAGGAUCAAUAUGCCGAUGGUAUUCAGAACGCCCAAGCUCUCCAGGACGAAGUCCUCAACGGCACGCAGCUGAAGAUCAUCCGACUCAUCUCGGACACGUUUCUCUGGCUUGCCCAAGCCCAGACCCUGAUCCGUCUCUUCCCUCGCCAGAGGGAAAAGAUCAUUAUCAAGUGGACCGCCUUUUCCUUGAUCACUCUGGAUGUCAUAUUUGGGGCCCUCAAUAGCUUCUUAUAUGAUGGCCCCGGCAAUGCCAGGCCGCGUAAUUUCACAGACGCGGUACCGGCUCUGAGCUAUUUAUUCCAACUUUCCCUAGGCCUCUUAUACGCUGCCUGGGUUAUCUAUUACUCCUUGAUGAAGAAGCGUUACGCAUACUUCCAUCCAUUGAUGAAGAACAUCAGCCUGAUGGCCGUGCUAUCGAUUAUCUCGCUACUUGUGCCAGUUGUCUUCUUCAUCCUCGAUAUUUCGAAACCGGACUUUACUGGAUGGGGUGAUUACGUCCGCUGGGUGGGCGCGGCGGCCGCAAGUGUUGUUGUGUGGGAAUGGGUUGAGCGAAUUGAGGCCUUGGAAAGAGAAGAGAAGAAGGAUGGUAUUUUAGGCCGGGAGGUGUUCGAUGGGGAUGAGAUGAUGGAUGCUUCGAAUUCAGACCUUCCUUGGCCGAGGCGGCGUAGGACUAAGAAGAAGGAUGAGGACGACAACAACAACAAUGAUGGCGGAGAGAGCGGCCGCGGAGGAAGCCAGCAAACCUCGUCCACUCAUGGACGCGGUAACAUGUGGCCAGCGAUGUCUUCCAUCGCUAGUCGAUAUAUGUCACGAUCCGGGAGCAAUUUGGACACAAGGGAGCAACGGGCCAACAACGCAGCUCCCGCCGCCAGCAAAUCCGGACCCCGGCUCCUGCAGCCGCCUUUGUGGAUAUCUCGCCCGCCUCCAGCAGCCACGCCCAUCAGCAGAACGGAUACGGCGAGCGCCGACAGCACGGUCUACGCUGUGCGCUAUCAGCCCUUGACAGAGACCACUUCACGGACAACAGACGACAGACUGGGACGCCCAGUAUCGAGAAGCAACAGCAGAGCAUCUUCUCAUCCCAGAGAGCGCUCUCCAAGCCCGUCAGCACGCGCCGAGGCCAUACCACCAUCUUCGAAGCCCGAUGAAGACGAUGCCAAACCGAGCAGGUGGCGGUCGUUGACAAAGUUUCGACCUGGCGUCAACGGGCCCCCUGCAGAAGUUGCGCCGCACACCAACAAACCAUCAGCACCCAGGCGUGAGUAUGAAAACCGAGGCUGGAUGGACAUCCGGGAACGCAUGGAAGACUUUGCCGCUACGCAGGCUGAGAGGAUACGGGAGAAAAUGCGCCCAACCCCAGACACGGAGAGCCUCGAGGUGGUGGUGAUUCCGCCGCCCCCACGCCGCGGUGCAGCUCUCGCCCAACUUAUGGAAGAAGAGCAGCAACCACAAGCUGGUGCUCCUAGUGCACCAGCUGCCGGCGGUAGUACGGCAACAGGAUCGAGCAAUGCGUCCAGGGCGGUCCCGUUCCCAACGAUAGACACCCGAGCCUACAGCAACACGUCAAACAUGUCGGGCCCAACACUGAGCCCAACGCAAAGGAAUGACACCUUCCCACUCACAUCGGCCAGGCGAGACAGUGCUGUCUCGCCCACCUCACCCCGAGUGCGAAACCCCGCGGGGGAGAGGAGCAAUGCCUCACCAGUGUCUCCGCUUUCGCCAUCAGCUCCGAGGCGGCCCGUAGAUGACAUCUUCGGAGGUGGCACUGCACCGUCCUGA